Candidula unifasciata is the source of this 708-nucleotide messenger RNA. The record is from the annotation of a GenBank genome assembly. NCBI's taxonomy places the organism in Eukaryota, Metazoa, Mollusca, Gastropoda, Stylommatophora, Geomitridae.
AUGGGUUGUCCCGGAGAGGCCUGUACAGCCGAGUGUGAGUGUAGGGCUGCGGCAGCGUGUCCAUCGACAGGUGUGUCGGCAGUGCACGUACCAGCCGAAUCAGUACCUGCUGCUCCGCCAGAGGAACCGGUUAGUGCGCAGGAGCCGCAAGGCGAGUUGCCACAGAUUGGGCUUGUAGGCAGUGGCAAUGUGGGCAAGAGCGCCAUGGUCUACAAGUUGGUGCGUGGGGGACAGCUGCAGGAGCAUAAACCUACGCACUACGAAGUCUGCACCCACCAGCUGAAGGUCGACGGGAAGGAUGUGAAGGUGAAAAUCGGGGACGCGGGAGGCGACGCCACCAACUCUGAAGCCAUGAAUAAGAACAUCCUGGAGUCGAACGGCUUCAUCUUCGUGUAUGACAUCACCAAAAAAGACACUUUCGAUGAACUGCAAAAGAUUCGACUCCACGUGGUUCAGUUGAGGAAAACGCAAGGGGAUUUUCCUGUGGUCAUCGUAGGCAACAAGUCGGACUUGAACGCACAGAGAGUGGUUCAAACCAAACAGGGCCAGGCACUAGCACGAUCCUUGAAAUGCCCCUUCUUUGAAACAUCAGCAAUGACCGGAGAGAACAUUAACCAGGCGUUUCAGGCAGUGUACUCGGAGAUUCAGAACAAAGCGUCAGGUGGGGCCAAGAAAGGGGCCAAAAAGGGCUGCUGUGCGGUGCUUUAA